AUGUUCUAUGGAGGUCACUUGCUAGUUCUGUUAUCUGUGCUGUUCUUCUUAGUUGGAGGAUACGCCGUUCUCUUCAGCGCAUUUCUUCCUCUUUCUGGCAUAACGUUACUCGAUACGUUGUCACAAGAUACUCACUACAAGUACUUUGCCGUACUCAUUGUUCCGAUGGGUGUAUACUUCGUCAUCGCGAACUGGGUCGGAUGGCAAUACUAUCGCAAUUCGUGA
Messenger RNA from Fomitiporia mediterranea MF3/22, 225 nucleotides. RefSeq lists its product as uncharacterized. Bases 1 to 225 code for a protein of 74 amino acids. NCBI's taxonomy places the organism in Eukaryota, Fungi, Basidiomycota, Agaricomycetes, Hymenochaetales, Hymenochaetaceae. The transcript has 2 exons. The record is from RefSeq and is a predicted model, not a curated record.